AAGGAAAGAUGGUGAACAGAGUCUAGUGUAGUGCAUGCAUGAUUUCAGUCGUGACUUAAAAUACGUAAACAACAAUGGCGUUUUCCGUGAACAUCUCGGUAGAAGCACCGAUUGAAAAUCAAAUUCAAGAAAUCACUUAUGAUGGACAAGAAAUUUAUCAGGCUCCUCUCACGUUAUCCGAAAAUUUGGCCAAAAUUGCCCAAAAGAUAGAUUUUAGUAAAACUAAUGGAGAAGAUAUUAAAAAAGAACAAUCUGAAAAUGGUGAUAAAAGUGAAGAGGAUGCAAAGGAUCCGGCAUCUUUUCAAUCUUCCUUGUGGCCAUGGGAUAGCGUUAGAAGCAAAUUAAGAAACGCAUUAACAGAGGUAUGCGUAUUAGCUGAUGUUCUUGCAAUAGCGAAAGAAAAACAUUAUUUAGUUUUGGAUCCAGUGCCUCAAGAACCGAUCGAAGUUAAACCAAUGGUCCAAGUAUACGCUAGAAAGAAAGCAUUAGCGGGAGCUGCUUCUGUUCUUAUGAUGGGAACAGAAAGAUUACGAAAUAGUCAAAAUGAAUUAGCUAGGAAUCGUAAUACGCUAGAUUUUCACAUUGAAUUGUUAAGAUUACGGCAAAAUUGGCGUUUGAAAAAAGUAUCCAAUUCUAUAAUUGGCGAUCUUAGUUAUAGAACAGCUGGCUCUAAGUAUACGCAGACUGGCAUGUUUGAAGUAACAAAAGCGGAAGAGGAAGAAAAACCAAAUGGUAGUCCUCCUGCUUCACCUAAUUCUAGUAGUAAUACUACUGGCCAAUCUCAUGGACCAUCCAACUCGAAAGCAUCUGCAUUACGUGUUACUAUACCUAGCGAAUUACAAGGAGUAGCUUAUAUCGAAGUAUUAUGUCAAAAAGAUCAAGAGGAUUUAUGUAGUGCUAAUAUUAGUCUACUUAAUAGCAGCGCGCAUAGUUCCAACACGGAUAUGCAUUGGCAACAAAAAUUAGAAGCUGCGCAAAAUGUUCUAUUUUGCAAAGAAUUAUUUAGUCAAUUGGCAAGAGAGGCAGUACAUUUACGUGCACCAAUUCCACAUAUGGUUGUUGGAAAUCAAAUAAUGGCAACGGUGCUGCCGGGAAUUCAAUUGAUCAUAGGUUUGUGUCAUAGUACUGGAAAUGACAAAAAACCAACUGCGCCUCCACCUCAUAAGACUGAUCAUGAUCAUGUACUAGAACAUUCCUUGCAUCAAUUAUUACGUGAAGUACAUCAUAAAAAUACUCAUCAUCCAUUUCCUCAUCCUUCGUCGGGUCCACUGGGACCUAGUAAACGACGAUGUUUAGCUGGUCCAACAGCAGCAGAUAGAUACGAACUUUUAGAAAUGGCUAAGAGCCAAACUCUAUUAGAACAGAUCAUUCAACAAGCUCAACAUUUUUUUAUGAGAUUACGUACCGAAUACGUUCUCGAUACUAUAGCAAAAGAAGUCAAAGAUCCUUUAAUUGUAUCUCAUUGGAUGGCAUUAAAUUCUCCUACGCAGUCAUGCGUCAAAAUUAAUAUACUAACACACGGAUACGACAGUUUAUAUCGAACUUCUUUAAUCGUUCACGUAGGAGAAAAAUCACUUAAAUGCGUCUGUAGAGACGGCAGAGUAAUGCACAUGAGUUAUGAACCUCAGGAAUUGAGAGAUUUAAUUUUUUGUCAGAUAUAUCAACAUCAAAUAACGGCAGUACAAUCUUUGGCAAAAUGUAUGGGCUGGCAACUUUUAGGAAAUAGUUCGCAUCUUGGUUUAGGUGCGGUUGAACCUUUAGGAAAUGCAAGCAGUUGCAUUUUAGCUUCACCGAUCGGUGACAGAAUGAUUGCUGUAAGAUGCGAACCUCAAACAGGAAUACAAGUGGCCAUAGCGCAUUCUCCUAGAAAAGAUUUCUUUCCGGGUCAAUUGGUGCGAGAAAGGAAAUGGGAAAAUUUAGGUGGUUCAUUCAAAGAAGUUAGAUGGGAUAAAAUGGAAGGAAAAAAUUUUUUGAAUAAGAUGGAAUUACUCAUGGCUUCCUUAACAAGCAGUUCAUAAAGGCGUUAUAUAUAAAAGGGCUCGUUUGUAGUUCUACAUUUCACAGGGUGCAAAACAUACAGAUCAUAUUAUUUUAGGCAAUUGUACAAAGUAUCAUACUUAACAGAUUUGGACGCAAUAUAUUGCUAUUUUAGAAAGAAAAAAAAAAAAAAAAA
Messenger RNA from Polistes dominula (European paper wasp), 2173 nucleotides. It is a transcript of the gene MED17, whose product is annotated as mediator complex subunit 17. Gene Ontology annotation, biological process: regulation of transcription by RNA polymerase II. Gene Ontology annotation, cellular component: core mediator complex; mediator complex. Gene Ontology annotation, molecular function: transcription coregulator activity. NCBI's taxonomy places the organism in Eukaryota, Metazoa, Arthropoda, Insecta, Hymenoptera, Vespidae. The record is from RefSeq and is a predicted model, not a curated record.